Messenger RNA from Gossypium raimondii (Peruvian cotton), 1699 nucleotides. RefSeq lists its product as uncharacterized. Gene Ontology annotation, biological process: regulation of peptide transport. The coding region runs from base 306 to 1469 and encodes 387 amino acids. NCBI's taxonomy places the organism in Eukaryota, Viridiplantae, Streptophyta, Magnoliopsida, Malvales, Malvaceae. The record is from RefSeq and is a predicted model, not a curated record. The transcript has 8 exons.
GUCCUCAAACUAACGGCAAUAUUAAAAAAGAGAAAAUUCUCAAAUCAAAGACUUAAUACCUUUCGUCAUUAACGCACAUAUUGGUUCCACCGAUUGUUUGUGAAUCGGUUUAAAAACAUCCCCCCUGCUUCAGCUAAAUAUGGUUGCGUGAUUGCACACAAAUAAGAUCAGAGAAGAUCCCCACACAGCUUUUACCAUGGAACUCAAAGUUUUAUAGCAAUUUCAAAGCCAAUUCUUGUUUCUUCUUUCUUUUUGUAAAAAGUCAAGUUUCAGCGUCUACCAUACUGUUUGGUGUUUUGGGGGUGAUGGGUUUGAAGUAUAAUGCUGGGUUAGGGUUGAUUGCUACUGUUGUGUUUAUAUGGGUCGUAUCUGCAGAGGUAACACAGAGGAUUUUCUCAGAAUACAAACAGCCAUUUGCACUCACUUAUCUUGGAGUGUCCCUUAUGGUUGUUUAUUUACCCAUAGCACUUUUAAAGGAUUGGAUCUGCAACUUAUUUAAUGCGAAUUUAUAUAGAAACCUCUACGAUGGCAGCUCGGUUAUCGAUACCUCCAUUGGACUCAAUGAGUUGCCCCAAAGUGCUGAAGCUGACCUUAAAAGAUGCCUGAUAACUGACAAGGAUCUUAGUGAAAGAGAAGAGGGGCAGCCUCUCAACUCAAGUACUGAGAAAGAUGUACCUGACUUGCCUGACCAUGGCGGUGGAACGAGUUCAUGGGAAACUGCCAAGUGCAGUUUAUACCUGACUCCAAUUUGGUUUACAACUGAGUAUUUAUCAAAUUCUGCACUGGCAAAUACCAGUGUUGCGAGUACUACCGUCCUAACAUCUACUUCAGGGCUCUUUACACUUUUCUUCGGAGCUCUCCUCAGCCAGGACAGUGUAAAUGUUGCGAAAGUGGUUGCUGUAUUUAUUAGCAUGACUGGUGUUGCUAUGACCACAAUUGGAAAGACAUGGGCAUCGGAUGAAAUGCUUAGUGUCUCUGAAGCUAAAAGACACUCCAUCAUGGGGAAUAUAUUUGGUCUUCUGUCUGCAAUUUCAUAUGGUUUAUUUACAGUUCUGCUCAAGAAAUCUGCUGGAUCAGAAGGAGAGAAAGUCGAUAUGCAGAAGUUCUUUGGAUAUGUCGGUCUCUUUACUCUUCUUGGCCUUUGGUGGCUUGUGUGGCCACUUAAUGUUGUUGGGAUAGAACCUCCAUUUGCAUUCCCCCAUUCAGCAUCUGUUGGAGAGGCAGUGCUUUUAAACGGCUUUGUAGGAAGCGUUCUCUCAGACUACUUCUGGGCUCUUUCCGUGGUUUGGACAACUCCAUUAGUUGCAACAUUGGGAAUGUCAUUGACAAUACCCCUAGCAAUGGUAGCUGACAUGAUUAUACAUGGCCGACACUUCUCCGCAGUAUACAUCUUUGGGUGCAUUCAGGUGUUUGCAGGUUUUGUUAUAGCUAACGUGUCCGACAAGUUUUCGAGAAAACCGCAGUUGUAGCAAGUCGUUUUGCAAGUUUCAGAGGAGCGUAAAAUGUUUUUAAUCUUUUAAAUGUAAAACAAUGAAACAAUUGUAGGGGUGUGGGAGAUUAGAUGCCUUAAAUCGAGUAAUGUUGCCUGGGGUUAUUUGACAAUUAGAGCAAAACAUGAACAAUAAGGGUCAAUCCAUAUUAGCUUUGCUUUCUAUAUGUUAAAUCAAAUAUUACAUGAACAAUGGUUUGUCGCUUGAAA